AUGUUAAAUGUCCCCAGGAAACACUACUGGACAAAGAACAAAGCUGUGGCAUUUCCCCAUGGUCCACAGGUUCAUUUGGGAAUGAAAGUCCCCGAUGUUCCCUGGAAGCCCCAGCCCACAGUUCAGAUCUGCAUUGAGAUCUCAAUGAACCGGCAGCACACGGCAGGCAACAUCGCGCAGCUGGCUAUUUGCAAGGAGGAGAGUUACGAAAAGAUUCAGCCAAAUGAUAAUACAAUGGAUCCCCCUCCUCUCUCUUUUGGUGCUGCAGUGGUGGCCAGGAGUGCUCCGGAGGAGACCGUGACCAGCAGCUUUGCCUCCUUCAUCCACGCGGUUCGACCUGAGCACCUGUCCAAGAUCGUCCGUCACAGAAGCAAGAGGAUGAUCCUUGACAGCAUUGGAGUUGGCCUUGUGGGCAGCACAACGCAUGUGUUUGAUAUUGCUCUGAAGUACUGCCUGGAGCUGUACUCUUCAGUUGCUGUGAGCAAUGUCUAUGGCAAGCCUGGUGUGAAGCUAUCCCCGACUCUGGCUGCGUUCACUAAUGGCGUUGCGACUCACUCCAUGGACUUUGACGACACCUGGCACCCUGCUACUCACCCAUCGGGGGCUGUUCUGCCAGCACUGCUAGCAGCUUCUCAGAUGCUACCUCUGAACUCCAAACCCAAUGGCCUGGAUUUCCUGCUGGCAUUUAAUGUGGGUCUGGAAGUGCAAGGAAGGCUCAUGCAUUUCUCCACUGAGGCUCACAACAUUCCCAAAAGGUUCCACCCUCCUUCAGUGGUCGGUACUAUGGGCAGUGCUGCAGCCACUGCAAAGCUGCUCUCUCUCAGCAUGGCCCAGUGCACCCAUGCCUUGGGCAUUGCUGCCUCGCUUGCAGGAGCACCCAUGGCAAAUGCUGCCACACAAGCCAAGCCAUUGCAUAUUGGGAAUGCCACCCGCCUGGGCUUUGAAGCAGCGCUGCUGGCUGCCCGAGGAAUGGAAGCUAACCCUUUCAUUCUGGAUGAUAUCUCUGGUUGCUCUGGAUUCAGUGCUUUUUACAGCAUCUAUCAACCCAAACCACUGUCCACACCAAGUGAGCAUCAUGAGUUCCUCUUGGAGAAGCAGGAUAUUGCUUUUAAGCGAUUCCCAGCCCACCUGGGGAUGCACUGGGUCGUGGAUGCUGCCUUGUCUGUUCGGAACCUCUUCAUCAAUUAUGCAGGGUCCUUCUCUCCCUCUUUGAUCCGUACCAUUGUGCUGAAGAUCCCAGUGUCAAAGUACAUCAAUAGGCCUUUCCCCAACUCUGAACACCAGGCCAGACACUCCUUCCAGUUCAAUGCCUGUACAGCCUUGCUGGAUGGAGAAGUGGGCCUCAGCUCCUUCACAGAAAGCAGCAUCCACCGGCAGGAGCUGAGGGAACUGCUCCACAAAGUGGUAGUGGAGCACCCUGAAGAUAACGUGGCCAACUUUGACAAAAUGUAUGGAGAGGUGGCACUGCUCCUGAACAGUGGGGAUGUCCUGACAGGCAAAUGUGACACUUUCUAUGGGCACUGGAGGAAGCCUCUAAGCAGGGAAUCACUCCUGAAGAAGUUUCGAUCCAAUGCCUCUCACGUGAUUCCAGAUGAAAAGGUAGAAACCAUCAUCACUAUGGUGGACAAUCUGGAGAACCUGUCAGAUAGCUCCCAGUUGGCCUGUAGCCUGUGA
Messenger RNA from Numida meleagris (helmeted guineafowl), 1674 nucleotides. Its product is annotated as cis-aconitate decarboxylase-like. The transcript has 5 exons. Gene Ontology annotation, molecular function: lyase activity. The record is from RefSeq and is a predicted model, not a curated record. Lineage: Eukaryota; Metazoa; Chordata; Aves; Galliformes; Numididae. The coding region runs from base 1 to 1674 and encodes 557 amino acids.